UCUCAACCCUCCGCCGGGGAGGAAGCCCCUCAAUUUUUAUCCAAUGUCGUCAAUCGCCCGACCACCAGACCCAUGUCUGGUCGCCAUCAUCUUAAUCGUACGCUCCCGCGCCGGUCCUCGCUUCGUGUUCCAUUACCCUCCCAACCCCCUCAGCGAGAACGGUUUCCGCCCAGCGCCCAAAGGCCGACGCCCCUCGCGCGCCAAAUCCGCCAAGAGCAACGAGUCGAGUUCCAGCGAGGAGUCCGGGUCGACAUCCGACGAGGACGAGGAGGAGUCGCAUGCCCAGAGUCAGAAUCCGAGCUCAACGCUUCUUGCGGGGAGUGCCCUGUCGGCGGGGCGACGGUGGAGCAAUUUCGGCCUCGAUGAGCAUGGCUCCGUGGCUGCUUCGCCAGGCGGCGAUUCACAGCGUCCUGGGUCUAUAGGGUCUGGUCGCGCGGUGCGGAAACGGGGUGGGAAUUCGGACGUCGAGGAUGAUCCUGCGGCUGGGUCGGAUAGGCAGGAGGAUGGAGCGGGGGUUUCGGGAGGGGGCCUCCGUCCGCCGUGGGAGUCGUUGCUUGGGCUGCCGGCUGACGUUUGGGAGAAGCUGUUGAGUCCAUCUCGAUCGUGGCACAAGCGGCGGUUUGAGGUGGGUAUUAAUGAUCUGGCGUUUGUUGGGUGGCCGGUCUUUGUUCGGGAGGAUGGAACGUGGAGGAAGCAGCGGAGGAAGAAGACCAAAAAGACUAGGGCGGAGUGGGAAGGAGGCGAGCUGGGUCAUAAUGAGAACCCGGAGGAUGUGCGCGACGAUGGGGAUGAGGCCAUUGCUGCUUCGACAGAGACCUUGAGCCCCCAUACGAUGACUGCGUCAGAAUCUCAACGGGCGUCGAUGGGAAGCGUUAAGAGUUCGAGGACGCUAAGUGAACUGCUUGAUGGUGAUGAUAAGGAUUCGAUGACCAUGUUCAAUGUGGUGUUUGUGCUGGAUCCUCCGCUGUUGGAGUAUUCCAUGCGUAUUCGGGAGAUCUACGAUAAUAUCACCAAGAAAUUUGCUAAAGCUUUGAAGUGGGAACAGGCGCGAACAGACUACGUUUGGCGCGAAGCCCAGCACAUUUCGCACAUCAAAGAGAAAGCGAAAGAAACUAGGACCUCUGUCAACACUCUCUACACGGAGCUCAUAAACCAGUCCUCUCUAGCGAGGGCAAUUUACACCAUUUAUAGCAGCAUUUCAGCGUCCAAGAUUGCUUCCGUUCCGCUGAGCCCAGACGUAUCUAUUUCUCUCCAAAUCCCGCCUCUUACCUCAACACCUUAUCUUCCUGGGCCAAGCGACAAAGCAUACCCAGGCCUUUGGCUUACAACAGCAGAUAGCGUUACCCCUGUUGAUGAUCCCACAGCAGAUGAAAACACUGCGCCGCAUCAUGUUCUGGCUAAACACUUUGCUUUAUUGCUACUCAGUGAUGAAGCGACAAUCCUCAAGGACGUAGAGGCAUCGGGAGGUGCUUUAGCUCCCGCGCUUGCCCACUACAUCCGAUGCUCCAAGCCGACGAAGUCGUUUGCCCAGAUAUCCGCUUCCUCAGGAAUACCGCUCUCCACCAUACAGAUGCUGGCGAGUCAUCUCGUGUACUGGAGGCGGGCACGCGCCAUUCCCCCGCUUCACCAGCGGGAUACGUACAUUGUCUCUCCGAACUGCGACCUUAGCAAACUAGAAAUAGCAACUACAGCAUAUCAAUUGGCGUUCCCAACCCUUCCCAGUUUGCCGAAGAUGCUGUCGGCCCUGAGCGGCACCCCUAGACCCUACGGCAGCUUUAUUCCGAGUAAAGACCACAAAGAAGCUUAUUUUGCGAUCCUGGCAUGGCUACUACGGGGAGGAUGGGUGACACAACUCCGAACAUUUGCGAGGGUGAAGGUCUCUCCAGAGAUUAAAAUGGCUGUUGAGAUGGCUCUUCGACGUGAGGAAGUGGACAAGUAUCUUAAGAAACAAGGAUCAUCCUUUCGCUCAGACACCAGCAAGCACAGCGACGAAACAUCCAAGGAUGAAGACAAUGACGAUGACGCCAGCUCGUCAUCAUCGUCCUCCCUCGCAAGUCAAGGUAGCGGGGAGGAAACGCCCAUGCCCGGCCGAUAUAAACCUGACGGCAAGCUACAUCUCUCGCACUCCCUAUUAGACCGUAACACGUCUCUGAAAACAGCAUCCUUGAUUCUGUUCCCUCAUCGCGCCUCACCGCUGGAGACUCGAUGGCUAGACGAGAUCGUUUCACGAUUUCCCGAACAGCCCAGGUUCUCCGUCCGAGGGAGAGCUAAUAUUGAUGAGAACGACCCGGAAUAUGCAGGGCUUCGAAUAUCCAUGAAGAAGCUCUGGCCGGCCUACAUUAAGUACUUCAAUGGGAUGGAUGCACUUGAGAAGGUACCGGUGCGUGAGAACCUGAAGCGUAAACUGGUCUGGCAGGUCCUUACGCGUCUGGGCCUAGUCACCAGUUCACAGUCAUCCAUCGAACUGAACCCCAGUGAGCAGGUGUUAAUCGGUGUCAGACAUUGGUAGCGCGUUGAUGAUCAGAUUUUAUGUAAUGACUGCACGACCGGUACAUGACUAUGUACAGUAGGACUAUUUCCGUAGGAAUAAUGAGACACCUAUAUGAUAAGUAUGACCUAUCAGCAUUCCGGAAAUAGAAUCCAGACCAUGAUUAUUUGACUAAUCCAAUGGCUUCCCAUCGUUGAUCA
Molecule: messenger RNA, 2688 nt
Organism: Aspergillus alliaceus
Lineage: Eukaryota; Fungi; Ascomycota; Eurotiomycetes; Eurotiales; Aspergillaceae
Product: nitrogen permease regulator 3 family protein
Exons: 2
Coding region: 44-2509 (821 amino acids)
Biological process (GO): TORC1 signaling; positive regulation of autophagy; cellular response to amino acid starvation
Cellular component (GO): GATOR1 complex
Source: RefSeq, a predicted model, not a curated record